GGGAAGACCGGUACCCACGCAGCUCCGGAGAGGGAGGGGGGAAGAAGGUGGUGCGAAUAAAGACGCAUCGGUUGGGGCCAUGGCCACCUUUACACGGGAAGAGUUUUACCAGCAGCUGUUGAGCAGUUGUGUGCUGCCAACUGCUCAGCAGGGUUUUGAACAGGUUUGGACUCUGCUGCUCUUGUGUCUAGCUUGCCGUCUCCUAUGGAGGUUAUCUCUACCAUCCUAUGUUAAGCACCUGAGCACCAUCGCUAGUGGCUUCUAUGCCCUCUACCACUUCUUUCAGCUGCAGAUGGUGUGGGUUGUGCUCCUCAGCCUCUUGUGCUACCUGGUUUUAUUCCUGUGUCGCCACUCAACUCAGCGUGGAGUUCUGCUCUCCAUCACCAUCCUCAUCUAUUUGCUUAUGGGAGAGAUGCAUAUGGUAGACACUGUGAGUUGGCACAAGAUGAGAGGUGCCCAGAUGAUUGUGGCAAUGAAGGCUGUAUCAUUGGGCUUUGAUCUGGACCGGGGCGAGGUACCAACCAUUCCGUCCCCAGUUGAGUUCAUGGGGUAUAUCUACUUUGUCGGAACUGUUAUUUUUGGACCCUGGUUCCGCUUUCGCACCUAUCUGCAGGCUGUAGAGAGCAGGAAAAUAACUUUUUCCUGGUUUCAGAAGGUCUUUCUGAGCUUCUUCCUCUGCCUUGUGUGCCUCAUCAUGUCCACCUGUGUGGCUCCCUAUCUCUUCUCAUACUUCAUACCCCUCUACAGCUACAAGCAACUUAGGAAGAAGCGCAGAAGCAGGAGUACUUUAAUGAGGUGGCUCAGGGCUUAUGAGAGUGCCAGUUCCUUCCAUUUCAGCAAUUACUUUGUGAGCUUUCUGUCUGAGACUACAGCCACCCUGGCAGGAUCAGGUUUUACAGAGGAAAAGGAGAAUUUGAAAUGGGACCUGACAGUGUCUCGUCCUGUGAGGGUGGAGUUGCCACGUUCUAUGGUGGAGGUGGUAACCAGCUGGAACCUACCAAUGUCACGAUGGCUAAACUCCUAUGUCUUUAAGAACUCCUUGAAAUUGGGGACCUUCUCGGCCAUCAUUGUAACUUAUGCAGCUAGUGCCCUCUUACAUGGUCUGAGCUUCCAUCUGGCUGCUGUGUUGUUGUCGCUUGGCUUCAUCACUUACAUUGAACACGUUCUCAGAAAGAGGUUGUCUGUCAUCUUUGAUGCCUGUAUACUCUCCAAGAAGUGUCAACCAGGAUGUUCACAUCGGAACAGCACGAAUCUCUGGGUUCGUCUCCUCAACGUGCUCUUUGGGGCUCUCGCUGUCUUCCACUUGGCCUACUUAGGCUCAUUAUUUGAUAUGGAUGCCGAUGAGACUAUGGAAGAACAGGGCUACGGCAUGUCUUACACCAUCAACAAAUGGUCUGAGUUGAGCUGGGCCAGCCACUGGGUGACCUUCGGGUGCUGGGUCUUCUAUCGUCUCAUCAGCUGAAGCAGGAUUGUCAUGUGAACUUGAAGAGAUGGAGCAGGGGAUGGGUGGAGAGGCAGAACUGAAGACUCCUCACCUUCAAGGACAUUGGAUGCCCACCAUCAACUUGAGUGCCAUGCAUAUUGACUUAUUCAUUCUUUCUCUGGGAUGCUGAUGGAGGGAAGGGGCUCCCCAGCAGUUCAGUUGUGUGCCCUAAAGAGGGGAGGAACAUGCGUCCCAUGUAGAAAAGGCUGGUCGAGUACCACAGUAUUUUCCUGAAUACCUAUUUUUAAAAAGCCUUUUCUUCCUUUUCCAACAUGGUCUGCACUACAGUAUCUAUAAUAUUCUUCCAUUGGCUUCCUGGGGCUUGUAGGAGUUGUUAUCUAGAAGGUACCAGAUUGCCAGUUCAGAUAUUAUACCUCUUGUACCUUUUUGAGGAAAAUCUGGCUCCUGCCAGGUCCUUGUUAACACUCCCUCUAGUGGUAAUUGAAGAAACUGCACCAACUUUCCCUCCCCUCUGAAUUGUUUUUACUGCAUGUUUUUUUUGCCUCUUUUUGCUCUCUAGUGGCUGCAGGUGGGAGCUGCACCCGUUGCUUCCGAGGUACCUCUUAUUACUCCUUAUGGAAUUCUGUCUUUGGUGUAAAGUCUGAUGAUUAGCCAGUGGGAAUCAUGAUGCUUUAAACAGCAUUGAAGAUGCUGUUGAUUAUCUUUAUAAAUAGGGUAGUUUGUGUAGAUGUAGUAGCUUUCUCUGUUUUGCUUCUUGGAUUUUUCAGACGAUCAUGGCAGAAGCAUUGUUGAGGCCAAGGCGAAGAGGGCUGGAAAGACUGGAAAGAAGCACAAGCAAUUCUAACUAGGGAUAACCCUCAAGGAGAACCGAACCGUUUGAAAUGUUCACUAUCUGAAUCUAUGGAAUUCCUGUUCAUUUCAAUUUUUAUCCGCUGUGAUGAUGGGGCAGAAACUGGCAGCGUUUUUUAAAAUCAGAGUGUAGCUGCCUGCUCAGAUAUUUAAUUCAGUGUCAAAUUCUGCACAGAAGCUUAAACUGCACUAGUAAUAGCAUACAAUUGAUUUGGAUUAAUUAAUCUGGAAUAACGCUUGCUCCAUAGUUGAAUAUAUUGUGAAUAAAGUGCCCACUAAGGGUUUUAAAAAAAGGAGGACAGGGAGAGGAGAACCAUCGUGCCUUGACAUAUGUUACCCUCCUGUCUUUAUAAAAAGACCAACAGCUUAUUUGAGUGGAGGAAGUAUUCCCCAAUUUCUGUUACACAGUAUUUACAAGCUAAGGAUUGCGUUGUUUCCUUUGUCAUCAACGCACCGAUAAUCCCAUGGCAGGAUCUCUCCUGAAAUGCAUACAAGCUGUAUACUUCCUGUUAGAAGUACCACCCUGUCAUUGGAGCAAAGAACGAACCUUUAACCUGUUUUUGCCAAGGGGGAGGGAGGCAAGAUCACGACUGGGAACCACAGGAUCAGAAUGUUCAACAUGGACAAUACCUAAUAAUGGAAAUUUGGAACAUUGAGCAACUCUCUUCUCCUGGAAAGGGAAGCUAAAUGCAGACAAGCCUUUUACACUGGACAAAUAGUCAUCAACUUGCAACCUUCAUUUCUUAUUUUUUUCAAAAUUACAACAGCAUUAAAAAAAUGACUUAAAACUGAUAACACUUAAAACUUGUCAUACCAUCCCCACAGUCACAUGAUUAAAAUUUGGGCGCUAGGCAACCGACGUGGUUGUAGCAAUCUGGGGUCAUGAGAUCACCAUUUGUGACCUUUGUGGCCAGCUUCUGACAAGCAGAGCCAAUGGGAGAAAUGGGAUUCGCUUAAUGGCCACCUGAAACACUUAACGGCAGCGAUUUGCUUAACAGCCACGGCCAAAGAAAGUUAUACAAUUGGGCACGACUUACUUGACAACCACCUGGCUUAGCAAAGGAAAAUCUGGUCCCAGUUGUGAUCCUAGGUCAGUGGGUCUGCAACCUUAAACACUCGAA
Molecule: messenger RNA, 3414 nt
Organism: Notechis scutatus (mainland tiger snake)
Lineage: Eukaryota; Metazoa; Chordata; Lepidosauria; Squamata; Elapidae
Gene: PORCN
Product: porcupine O-acyltransferase
Biological process (GO): protein palmitoylation; Wnt protein secretion; lipid modification
Cellular component (GO): membrane; endoplasmic reticulum
Molecular function (GO): Wnt-protein binding; palmitoleoyltransferase activity
Source: RefSeq, a predicted model, not a curated record